Messenger RNA from Rotaria sp. Silwood2, 1353 nucleotides. The record is from the annotation of a GenBank genome assembly. NCBI's taxonomy places the organism in Eukaryota, Metazoa, Rotifera, Eurotatoria, Philodinida, Philodinidae.
AUGUUACUUGUAAUUGACAUAACAAAAGGUAUCCAAACGCAAACAGCUGAAUGUUUAGUUAUUGGUGAAAUAACUUGUGAUAAAAUGUUAGUUGUAUUAAAUAAAAUCGAUCUUAUUGAAGAAAAUCAACGACAAUCAACAAUAGAGAAGAUGACAAAACGAUUACGUAAAACAUUUGAAUUAACAAAAUUUCCACAAGCACCUAUUAUUCCUUGUUCAGCAUCAUCAUCAUUGAAUUUAAAUGAACUUAUAUCAACACUUCAACAACAUGUUUAUAUUCCUCAACGAUCUCCAAAUGGUCCAUUUAUAUUUUCUGUUGAUCAUUGCUUUUCAAUUCGUGGUCAAGGAACCGUGAUGACUGGUACGAUUCUAUCAGGUUCAGUACGAAUUAAUGAUCCAAUCGAAAUAGCAGCACUUAAGGAAAUUCGUAAAGUUAAAUCCAUGCAAAUGUUUCAUAAACCAAUUGAUAGAGCUAUUCAAGGUGAUCGUAUUGGUAUUUGUGUUACACAAUUCGAUCCAGAUAAACUUGAACGAGGAUUAGUUUCUACUCCGGGUAUAAUAAAAAUCUUUCAUGGUUUCAUUGUUCAAAUAAACAAAGUUAAACAUUUUAAAAAUGAAAUUGAAAGUCGAACAAAAUUUCAUAUAACUUGUGGUCAUUCAACUGUUAUGGGUAAAAUUGUAUUAUUUAUUGAUCACUCAGUAAAUAAUAAUAAUGAUCAAUUCAGUUACGAAAAAGAAUAUGAAGCUAUUGACCAAUAUCCAACUGAAGAUUCUUUAACAAAUAAACAAAUAUUUGCUUUGAUUGAACUCGAAUCACCAAUAACUUGCCAAUUACAAUCAAUAUUGAUAGGUUCUCGUUUAGAUACAGAUAUCCAUGUAAAUACAUGUCGUCUUGCUUUUUAUGGUCAUGUACUUGAUGGUUUUAUGGAUAGUGAUUAUUUAAAUAAAGACUUACCAAAUAAACUUCAUAUUUAUAAACGAAAAGAAAAAAUUGGUUUUAUUGAUCGUUUGGUUGAUGAUCAAACAAUUAUUGGCAAAGAUUUAUUUCAAAAAGAAACAAAUAUAAAUAUAUUUGUUAAUUUUAAAGUUGAACUUAAUCCAACAGGUGAACAAGGUUUCAUUGAGUCAUCAUUUGGACAAAGUGGAAAAUUUAAAGUACGAUUUAUGAAUGGCCUAUCGGAUGAAAUGAAACAAUUAUUAAAUAAUACAAAAGGUCGAAAACAACAAGGCAAAACAACAACAACAGCAAAUUAUGAUGCCGAUGGAGAAUCUACUGAAUCUCAUCAACGUAUUCGUAUUAUUCUUAAAUUUAAAAAAUAUCUUUUUCAAGAAAAAACAAUUAUAUCACAAUAG